Lycium ferocissimum is the source of this 692-nucleotide messenger RNA. Its product is annotated as ethylene-responsive transcription factor ERF023. Gene Ontology annotation, biological process: regulation of DNA-templated transcription. The record is from RefSeq and is a predicted model, not a curated record. Lineage: Eukaryota; Viridiplantae; Streptophyta; Magnoliopsida; Solanales; Solanaceae. The coding region runs from base 1 to 534 and encodes 177 amino acids. The transcript has a single exon. Gene Ontology annotation, molecular function: DNA-binding transcription factor activity; DNA binding.
AUGGAGCAAACAAAAUCACCACCAUGCAAUGACAAUGACACAACCACAUCGCCGGCAACAAAUGGGGGUACGAGGCAACCGGUUUAUCGUGGUGUCCGGAGACGACGAUGGGGAAAAUGGGUGUCGGAAAUUCGAGAACCAAGAAAAAAAUCACGCAUUUGGCUAGGUUCUUUUUCUUCUCCUGAAAUGGCAGCUAGAGCUUAUGAUGUGGCGGCUUAUUGCCUCAAGGGAUGUAACGCACAGCUUAAUUUUCCUGAUGAAAUAGAGCAAUUACCGCGACCGAUUACUUCCGCAGCCAGAGAUAUUCAGGCAGCAGCAGCAAUGGCAGCAAAUGCGGAAAUUGUGAAGAAAAAGAAUCAUGAAGAUUUUGGUAACGAUGAUUUUUGGGAGGAAAUUGAGCUGCCGGAAUUGAGGGAUGCCGGAAGAUAUCUGUGUUUUUCAUCGGAAAAUAGUAACUUGAAUGGGAAUUAUUAUACCUACUCUGAGGUAUGGCAAUGGAAUUCUUGUGGUGUGAUGUUUCCAAGUGAUAUAUAGGAGCCACUACCCCGCCCCCCCAAAAAAAAAAAAAAAGAGAAGGAAUUAUCUAUAAAAUUGGUUGCUAGUCUAUCGUUAAAUGGCAUGUAGUUAAUAAGAUUUUUUGAUAAUUCGUUGCUAACUCAUAGUUAAAUAGAAAUAACAACGGAUUUUUAUUG